AUGGCAACCACGACCGUCACCGAGAUCGCGGAAGCCGAGAGACAAUUCAUCCCGAUCAAGGCUGACGCAGUGCCUUCAGUCCAGACGUUCGCGGCUGAUGCCAACCCAGAAGAGGUCAUUAAGGCACUGAAGAUCAGUGGUGGCUGCAAGAUCAAAGGAGCAGUCAGCAAGGAUAUUCUUGCUCAAGUUGAGAAGGACCUUCGUCCUCACAUCGAAGCCGAUGUCGUGUGGGAAGGAGACUUCUUUCCAAUCCAGACACGGAGAGUCGAGGGCAUGAUUGGCAAGAGUCCCAUCUGUGCCGAGCAUAUCAUCAAUCAUCCGCUUUAUCAGGCCGUAUGCAAGGAGUUUCUGACCAGAAAGAAUUGGUACUGGAGUGGUGACAAGAAGAUAUUCGCCAGGUCCGAUCCUCAAUUGAACAACUCCAUAUGCUUCUCCAUCGGACCAGGAGCAUGGAAUCAACCACUGCACCGAGACAGUUGGUGUCAUCAAACGUACGAGACGGAGGUAGCAGUGUACCCGGAUAACUAUGACAGAGACGUCGGUAUUGGUUGGUUUGUGGCAGGAAAGCCAGCCACCAAGGAGAAUGGUGCCACAAGAUUCAUCCCCGGAAGCCACCUCUGGUCCAAAGAUCGACCGCCUCAGGAGGAGCUUGCUGUACAUGCAGAAAUGGAGCCAGGUGAUGCUUUCAUGAUGUUGAGUUCCUGCUACCAUGGCGGCUCUGCAAAUAAGACUACCAACCAGGAACGAUUGCUUUUUAGUUGCUUCAUGACCAAAGGCUUCCUGCGGCAGGAAGAGAACCAAUACCUGGCUAUACCACGUGAAGUCGUGCUGAAGAUGCCGGUCCACAUACAGCAACUGAUGGGUUACAAGUUGAGUCAACCGUUCUGCGGCUGGGUAGAAAGCGAUGAUCCACGAGUCGUCCUUGACCCUUCUCUGAAAGAUGAUCCAUCCGGGCAUUAUGAUGAAGACAAUCACUGA
Messenger RNA from Exophiala xenobiotica, 978 nucleotides. RefSeq lists its product as uncharacterized. The transcript is spliced from 2 exons. NCBI's taxonomy places the organism in Eukaryota, Fungi, Ascomycota, Eurotiomycetes, Chaetothyriales, Herpotrichiellaceae. Bases 1 to 978 code for a protein of 325 amino acids. The record is from RefSeq and is a predicted model, not a curated record.